CCAUACACGUGCUAUGGUUGAUACUAUAAAAAACCUCGUCAGCGUCCAAGGAAAAGAAAUUGUAUAGUAGCUAACAAUAAGUAAUUGAUCCAUCGCUCGUUAUAUAGCAGAAUAAUAACCAGUAUCCGUCUGGUUCGUGGAUGGCACCACCGCCGGCGACGUCGAGAAGAGGUCCUCUCGUCGUGCCGCUGCUGCUGCUGCUGGCGGCGCUCGACGUCGCAGGUGCGAGCGGCCACAAGCCCUUGACGCCCGGCGGGCGCCUGGUGCACCACAACCACGGCAAGUUCACGGCCGGCCCCUGGAAGCCCGCGCACGCCACCUUCUACGGCGGGCGCGACGGCUCCGACACGACGGCGGGCGCGUGCGGGUACAAGGACACGCGGGCGGAGGGGUACGGCGUGCAGACGGUGGCGGUGAGCACGGUGCUGUUCGGCGACGGCGCGGCGUGCGGCGGAUGCUACGAGGUGCGGUGCGUGGACAGCCCCCACGGCUGCAAGGCGGCGGCGGCGGCGCCGCUGGUGGUGACGGCGACGAACCUGUGCCCGCCCAACUACCAGCAGUCGAGCGACAACGGCGGGUGGUGCAACCCGCCGCGGGAGCACUUCGACCUGAGCAUGCCGGCGUUCCUGCAGAUCGCGGAGGAGAAGGCCGGGAUCGUGCCCAUCUCCUACCGGCGGGUGGCGUGCGUGAAGCAGGGCGGCAUCCGCUACACCAUCACCGGGAACAGGUACUUCAACAUGGUGAUGGUGACCAACGUGGGCGGCGCCGGCGACCUGGCGGCGGUGUCGGUGAAGGGGAGCAAGCGCGUCAAGUGGACGGAGCUGAAGCGCAACUGGGGGCAGGUGUGGCAGACCGGGGAAGACCUCACCGGAGAGUCGCUGACGUUCCGGCUGAUGACCAGCGACCACCGCAAGGCCACAUCCUGGCACGUCCUCCCCACCAACUGGCAGUUCGGCGUCACCUACGAGGCGACCAAGAACUUCUAGUCAUUGCAGAUCACAUGCAUCUUCAUCAGAUCAUUUGUAUCCGCCGCAACUAGCCAUUGCAUACUAAUUAAAUUAACUGAUGAGCAA
Molecule: messenger RNA, 1073 nt
Organism: Setaria italica (foxtail millet)
Lineage: Eukaryota; Viridiplantae; Streptophyta; Magnoliopsida; Poales; Poaceae
Product: expansin-A32
Exons: 1
Coding region: 141-986 (281 amino acids)
Biological process (GO): plant-type cell wall organization
Cellular component (GO): extracellular region
Source: RefSeq, a predicted model, not a curated record